AUGACCCAUAUUUUAUUUACUAUCUCCACUGCUUUUAUACUAGGACUUACUGGCCUAACAUUCCACCGCACCCACUUACUAUCUGCCCUCCUCUGCCUAGAAGGAAUAAUAUUGUCAUUAUUUAUCGCUUUAGCAAUAUGAUCAACUCAAAAUGAUAUAAUAAUCUUUUCAUCCUCACCUUUAUUACUAUUAGCCCUUUCAGCUUGUGAAGCAGGUCUAGGCCUUAGCCUGCUUGUAGCUACUUCCCGCACUCAUGGUUCAGACCACUUACAAAACCUUAAUCUCCUACAAUGCUAA
Molecule: messenger RNA, 297 nt
Organism: Erpetoichthys calabaricus (reedfish)
Lineage: Eukaryota; Metazoa; Chordata; Cladistia; Polypteriformes; Polypteridae
Source: the annotation of a RefSeq genome assembly